Molecule: messenger RNA, 1569 nt
Organism: Anthostomella pinea
Lineage: Eukaryota; Fungi; Ascomycota; Sordariomycetes; Xylariales; Xylariaceae
Source: the annotation of a GenBank genome assembly
AUGGCCGACAUCCAACCGCCCAUCGCGCCCAUCUCCAGCCCCAGCAUGGUCGACUCAGGAGCCGGAGGCCUCCCCAAAAAGAGCGGCUUAACAGCCUACGCCGCCAGCCCCAACGCCGACGUCGCCGCGGCCUAUACGUCCUAUUUCGACAGCUCAGAGUCCAACAGCGGCUACUCGCGAGCCGAGGAGCGCGCGCUGCGCUGGAAGCUCGACCGCCGCCUCAUCCCGAUCCUGUGGUUCAACAUCAUCAUCGGCGCCACCGACAAGGUUUCCACCAGCACCGGCGCGCUGUACGGCAUGCGCGAGGACACCGGCUCCACGGGGAAUAAGUACAGCUGGCUCGGCUCGGCGUUUUAUUUUGGGUAUUUGUUCUGGUGUUUCCCGGCGGCGGGGCUGCUGCAGAAGUUGCCGAUGGCGAAGUUUAUGUGUGGAACUAUUUUCUUAUGGGGUAUCAUCCUCAUUUCGACGGCCUACGUCCACAAUUUCCCGACCAUGGUCGCCCUGAGAGUCAUCCUUGGUAUUCUGGAGGCACCCAUCAUUCCUGGCGGUUACCUGAUGCUUUCCAUGUGGUACACGCGGAAUGAGCAGGCACUCCGCUCCGGCCUCAUGUACACGAACCUGUCCGUCAUCUUGUCCGGACCUAUCGGCUACGGAAUCGGAGCCAUCUCCGGCGACGGCAAGUGGCGCUGGUACUUCAUCAUCCUGGGCUCGAUAUCCCUAGUGUAUUCCGUCGUCCUCGGCAUCUUCCUGCCGGACAACCUCCCCCGGGCCAAGUUCCUCAACGAGCGCGAGAAGGCCAUCACGGUCGAGCGCCUGCGCGGCGACCAGACGGGCAUCGAGAACAAGAUGUUCAAGCGCGAGCAGAUGAUCGAGGCCUUCACGGACCCCAAGACCUGGCUCAUGUUCGCCUUCAACAUCUUCUGCAGCAUUCCCAACGGCGGGCUUUCCAACUUCCAAUCCCUCAUCAUCAAAGGCCUAGGCUUCAGCUCGCGGCGCGCGCUCCUGCUCUCGAUGCCCGAGGGCGGCGUCGCCACGGCGUCGGCGUACCUGUGCAACGGCGGCGUGUGGUACCUGACGCGCCGGUACCCCAAGCUGCACUGCCGCGUAGGCAUCAUCAUCGCGGGCGAGGUCGUCGGCAUGGUCGCGUCCGUGUUCCUCUACACGCUGCCGUUCGAGAACACGCACGGCCGCCUCGCGGCGUUGUGGAUGGCCAAGUUCUUCCUCGGUCCCUAUAUCGUCAUGUUGGCGCUCAACGUCGCCAACAUCGCCGGCCACACGAAGAAGGUAACCGUGCAGGCCAUUGUCUUUAUUGCAUAUUGUGUUUCGAACAUUAUCGCGCCCCAGUUCUUCAGGGCAGACCAGGCGCCGCUGUACCCAUUGGGGAUGGGAUCCAUCUUGGGGAGCUACGUGCUCUCCAUCAUCACCAUCGCCCUGUACGGGCUGUACUGCUGGUGGGAGAACUGCAGACGCGACCGCGUCGACGACACGAGGGGCGAGCGUGUGCAUGAGGACACCGACUUCAAAGAUCUGACGGAUCGGGAGAACGUACAUUUUAGAUAUGUGUGGUAA